This is a messenger RNA of Cuscuta epithymum, 3484 nucleotides long. Lineage: Eukaryota; Viridiplantae; Streptophyta; Magnoliopsida; Solanales; Convolvulaceae. The record is from the annotation of a GenBank genome assembly.
GGGAUGAUUUAGACCAUUAUUAUGAGCCGCCGAAGGCCAAUAGAUAUUUAGCUUUCUCCGGUGUGUAACUGUGCAGUGGAGUGUGCACUGCUUCCCUCUCGUCGCCUCCAAUUAUCCGCUCUUUUUCUGCAAAAAGAAGCCCAUCAACUCUUGUUGCACCCAGCCUUUCCAUCUCGUCGAAGAAACAUGGGAACCUCUACAAGUUUAAUAGAAAAAAUUUACGAUUCCUUCUCUGGCGGAUUACAUUUUGUGGAGCCAAUCGCAUCACUCCGGACAAAUGAAGUUGAUUUAGUGAAAGGAGUUUUGCAGAUGUUACAGGGUUUGUCCAGCUAUUUAUUUUAUUGGGAUGAUACAGGAGAAAAGUUUUUCCCUAAAAGAGGGAUUUUCGUUGCCCACCUGUCGCAGACAAGUCUUAAUCUCAUCCUCAAUCAGUUUACUUAUGCUGCAACAUCCUUAAAAAUAGUUGAAAUAAUUGUCAAUAAGGUUGAGAAAUCUGCGAGAGUUCCUCCACCCACUGUGAGGGCAUUUGUAUUCUCUAUCUCUACGUGGCUCAGAAGGCUACGUGAUGAUGCUCUGAAAGAGGAGAAUAAGAUAAGCAACUCAAAUAUGGGAACUUCUCCAACCCUCCUAGGAUUGUCCAAUUCUUUAUCAAAUCUGUGUGCAGGGGCCGAAUAUCUGCUACAGAUAGUGCAUGGGGCAAUCCCAAAAAUCUACAUUGAACAAGAUUCUUCCAUAUCUUCUGCUGAUAUUGCUGUGCAUAUUCUUAACCAUCUCUAUAACAAAUUGAAUGAAGUUUGUCUUUUGAAAGGGGGUGAGGAGGAUGCAUAUCGGAUGACGCUGCAUGUGUUUGCUGGAACUAUUUUGCCGUAUAUUGAAACCUUGGAUUCAUGGCUAUUCGAAGGAGCUCUUGAUGAUCCUUUUGAGGAGAUGUUCUUUUAUGCUAAUGAAGCAGUCACCGUUAAUGAGGCGGAGUUUUGGGAGAAAAGCUAUUUGCUGAGAUUGAAAAAUUCUGAGAAGCUUGAUGUGCUUUGUGAUUCUAUACCACUAACCAGGGAGAGAAAAGAUAUAUCCAUUCGAGAAUCAGUCUCCUUGGUCAACGGAAAAGAAAUACAGGGGACUGAUUGUUCAGCAUGUCCCUUGUUCAUGAAAAGCAUAUCAAGGACAAUCGUCUCUGCUGGAAAGUCUCUGCAGCUGAUCAGAUAUACUCCAUCAAUGUCUUUAAUAAGACCUAUUAGGGGUCAAGGGAGCAGUCAGAGAACCACAGCGUUAACCUUGUCAGAGAUAUUUUGCAUCUCUUUAGCAGCUCUUAUUGGCUAUGGGGAUCACAUCUCCGAAUACUUUAAACUGGAAAGUGAAGUCCGUCCAUCAUUUGAAUCAUUUAAUCAGGAAAUGGAGAAGAGCAUGUCUCUAAAUAUACCUAUGUGCUCAAACAAAGAAUGGUAUAAGCUGUUGCGAUAUACUUCUUGUCAAAACAAAAAGGAAUCCAAUAGUAAUGAUAAUGCAGAUGGCAUUGAUCUGAAACGGGAGAAGGUAACUUUACUGGGGAUAGAUGAGCUCCAGAAAACAUUUAUACCUGGAAAUCCAGCAAUGACUGUGAGCCGAAACUUUCUCCUUGAAAAUAGAGAUUAUUGGGAUGCCUUGAAUUUAUCUAAAAGUUACUUCCUGCCCCCUCUAGACGAUGAGGGGCUAAGAACUGCUAUAUUUAGUGAAAGCGUUGAUGUGUCUCUGACCCCUAAAAAUACCAACUACGUAUUUGGCUCACAGUUUGGUGAAUCUGAACGUAUUCGUAUGGAGGAGGAUUCUAAAUUUCUUCAAGAGUUGUUUCCCUUUCCAACUCUUCUUCCACCAUUCCAGGAAGACCUUCAACUUUCUGAUGUUUUACCUUUCCAAAAAAAUAGCACACUUCCAUCAAGAACCCUAAGCUGGAUUGAGAACAUUGAGCCAAAAUGCACUCCCCUUCCCUUGGUUAUUCUACAAGAGUGUCUCAUUAAUUUUAUCAAGAAACAGGCAAAUUGUAUUGGCAGGAAUAUAUUAUCAAAAUUACUAUGUGAUUGGAGACUUCUAGAUGAGCUGGGAGUCUUACGUGCCAUAUAUUUGCUAGGUUCUGGUGAUCUGUUGCAGCACUUCUUCACAAUGGUUUUCAAUAAGUUAGACAAAGGAGAAUCUUUGGAUGAUGAAUUUGAUUUAAACAUGAUUUUACAGGAAUCAAUACGUAACUCUGCUGACGCCAUAUUGAUUAAUACACCAGAUUCGCUGGUUGUGUCCAUCUCAAGAAAUGCUACUGAGGAUAAGAAAAAUAAUUUAGUGGUUCCUACUUUAACCCCCCGGAUAAGUCGAGGUCAGAACUUUGGUAUUGAUAGCCUUGAUUCACUGACAUUCACAUAUAAGGUCUCUUGGCCACUUGAACUUAUUGCUAAUUUAGAGGCAAUAAAAAAAUACAACCGGGUGAUGAGGUUCUUAUUAAAGAUCAGACGAGCAAAAUUUGUCCUGGAUAAAGUGCGAAGAUGGAUGUUGAAGGAUAGAAGCACUGCAACAGCUAAUCGCAAGCGACACUGGUUGUUGGAACAAAAGCUUCUCCAUUUUGUUGAUGCUUUUCACCAAUAUGUGAUGGACAGGGUGUAUCACAGUGCAUGGCGCGAACUGUGUGAAGGCAUGGCAGCAGCGGCAUCAUUGGAUGAAGUCAUUGAAGUACAUGAGGCGUAUUUGACAUCUAUACAGAGGCAAUGCUUUGUUGCUCCAGACAAACUCUGGGCAUUGAUUGCUAGCCGUAUCAACACUAUCCUCGGACUUGCAUUGGACUUCUACACCACACAGCAGACUCUGAACAGCGGUGGAAGUGUUUCAGCUAUCAAGGCAAGAUGUGAGAUGGAAGCAGAUAGGAUUGAGCAGCAGUUUGAUGACUGCAUAGCAUUUCUUCUCAGGAUUCUGUCUUUCAAGCUAAAUGUUGGACAGUUCCCUCAUUUGGCUGAUUUGGUUACUAGAAUCAAUUGCAACUACUACUAUAUGUCUGAUAAUGGAACACUAGUAACUACAUCUUCCAAGACUGGAAAAGUCUUCCAAGUGAAGAAAGAAUAAGCCAUCAGAGGUGGUUCUUAAGAAACUCUUCCUGAGAUUGUUGUGGUUAUGUAAGUAAAAGGAGUUGAGACUUGAGAGUUCUUUCACGGGUGCCCGUCAGGUGGCCUUAUGGGGUGCAACAAAGGCGACCACCCUAGGUCAGGAAAAGGAGAACAUUUUUAGGCUAAAUAUUAUGGUAUUUGUUAUGUAUGCUUUGAGAAGCCUUUUUGGCCCAAUAUUUCUUGCUUAUUUUUUGGAUGUAAAUACAACACUUAGUCAACUCAAAGUAUAUGUGUAAUUUGUUAGUUGCAUUCUCUUGGGGGUUUAGGCCUUUUAGUUAGCACUUUACUACCAUAAUGUUACAAUAUGAAUCAUUUGAUUAUUCAUUUAAUCAAGUAUAGAAAUGAAGUGCUUGAACUUGAUCUAAAUG